Molecule: messenger RNA, 1539 nt
Organism: Penicillium manginii
Lineage: Eukaryota; Fungi; Ascomycota; Eurotiomycetes; Eurotiales; Aspergillaceae
Exons: 2
Coding region: 1-1539 (512 amino acids)
Biological process (GO): transmembrane transport; carbohydrate transport
Cellular component (GO): membrane
Molecular function (GO): carbohydrate:proton symporter activity
Source: RefSeq, a predicted model, not a curated record
AUGCCUCGAUUUUUAGGAUGUCGCGGCAAUAGCCUCAAUAUUGUUGCCAUUCUAGGCGUCCUAAUGCCUGGAAUCAUGUCUGUUGGUUACAACGCAGCGUCCCUUGGAGGAGUAUUGACCUUCAACACCUUUGAGGCUCAAUUUCCCGACAUCGAUGUGACACAUUCGCAAAACCCUUCACACACUUCGACUUUACAGGGGACAGUCGUCGCUGUUUACGCGAUCGGCGGUUUCCUUGGUACUUUCUCCUGCAUCUGGCUCGGUGACAUUCUUGGGCGUCGACGUACUAUCAUGACGGCUUCGGUUGUUCAGAUCCUCGGAGCUACUCUGAAUGCCACCGCCUAUUCUUUGACCCAACUUAUCGUCUCGCGGGUGAUCAUUGGUGUUGGAACAGGCGCGAUUCUGGCCACCAUUCCUCUCUGGCAGUCGGAAAUCUCUCCUGCGCAUAGGCGUGGCGCACAUGUUGUCACCAAGGGAGUGUUUAGUGGACUAGGAUGUGCUCUUGCACUGUUCCUGGAGUUUGGGAUGUCGUUCAUGCAGGGAAGUAUAACAUGGCGCCUACCAUCUGCCUUUCCCAUGUUUCUAUCCUCCGUCAUUCUGGGCUUCAUGUUCUGCCUCCCAGAAUCUCCUCGUUGGCUUCUUUGCCAGAACAGGGUCCCGGAAGCUCGUGAAAUCUUGGCCGCUCUAGAGAACGCAAGUCCAGACAGUGAGGUGGUUGAGAACCGAAUCAGAGAAGUACAAUCUUCUCUGGAUUUGUCUGGGAACGAAAAGUCUCUGGGGCGGGUAUAUCAUAUGGGGCCGCAACGAACACUCCAUCGAGCGUUGCUGGCUGUUGGAGGUAUGAUUUUCGUCCAGCUCACAGGUUCAACAGUGACUACCUUCUACACCACUGAAAUUUUUGAAAAGGAUCUUCUUCUCAGCGAAUCUACAUCUCGACUCCUAGCAGCAGCCUAUCAACUUGUCGGACCCAUCGGCGGCAUAGUCUCAGUUCUUACAAUUGAGGUCGUUGGUCGACGCAAGCUGAUGAUGCUCAGUGCAGCAGGAAACGCAACGUGCCUGGCGUUGGUUGCCGGCCUUGGGUCACAAACCACGAACAUCACCUCCGCCCAUGCUGCUAUCUUCUUCAUAUUCUUGUUCCACUUCAGUUACAUCAUCGGCUUUGGAGGAAUACCUUAUCUUUACGCCACGGAACUUGCACCACUUCACCUGCGUACAACAAUCAACAGUUUCAGCAUCAGCAUGUCCUGGGCCUUCAGCAUUUUAAUCGCCAAUGUUACCCCGAUCGCAUUCAAUAGCAUGGGGCAGAAAUACUUCUUUAUAUUUGCGGCAUUCAACGCAUCAAUUGUGCCAAUUGUCUAUUAUCUGUUCCCCGAGACUUCGGGACGAGAGCUUGAGGAAAUUGACGAGAUCUUUACCAUCUCCAGCGGCGUGCUGGAUGUUGUCAAGCGGGCUAAAGAACUGCCUAAACGCCAACCCAACGAAUUGUUGAUGGAAGAGAAGCUAAAAGCUGGUCUCACAGUCUCAGAAACCCCUGUGUGA